CACACAGACACAAUUACAUGUACCCCCGGGCUGGGAGGGGUCGGGUGUAUUUGAAAGUCAAGGACAUUGGAGAGAUUAUUAAGCCAGGAAACGACACAGCUAGAUGGACACUGAGCCUCCUUCAGCCCCCCUCACUUACAUCUGGGAACAGAGGUCUGAGGAAGGCAGGCAGUUUCCUGAAGGUCUUUGUCUCGGUGACUUCCGCUGAUGCCCUAAUUUCUCUCCACUUUCCUCUUUCUCUCCUUUUAAACUGUUAGAGAGCAAAGCAUUAUGCUCUGGGGGAAGUCCAAUACUCACGUGUCAUCUCCUAACUUGGUAUUUUUCUCUUAUCAGAGUAUAUCGUCUAGCAGCUUCAAGCGACUUUUUCCUCAACCUGAUCACCAACCAACCAGAACAGCACACGUCAAACAUACCCUUCACUAAGAAACAUGGCCAAGAGUGGGAAGAGCCCCAAGGGCAAGAAGAUCACCCUCAAUGUGGCCAAGAAUUGUAUCAAAAUCACGUUCGAUGGGAGAAAACGCCUCGACUUGAGCAAGAUGGGAAUCACCACCUUCCCAAAGUGUAUUCUGAAACUCAAUGACAUAGAUGAGCUCGAUCUUAGCCGGAAUAUGCUCAAGAGGAUCCCUGAUUCAAUCUCCAAGUUCCAGAGCCUACGGUGGCUGGACCUGCACAGCAACUACAUCGAUAAGCUCCCCGAGUCCAUCGGCCAAAUGACUAGUCUGCUGUACCUCAAUGCCAGCAACAACAGGCUGACCACCAACGGGCUGCCCGUGGAACUCAACCAGCUUAAGAAUAUCCGCACCGUGAAUUUAGGCCUGAACCACCUGGAUAGUGUGCCCACCACCCUGGGUGCUCUGAAGGAGCUCCAUGAGGUCGGGCUCCAUGACAACCUGCUCAGCGCCAUCCCCACCAGCAUCUCCAAGCUCCCCAAGCUGAAGAAGCUCAACACCAAGAGAAACCCCUUCCUCCAGCCGGAAGAGACGGAUGUCUUCUUAGAUUCCAUCAAGAGGCUGGAUAACUUAUACCUGGUGGAGGCCAAGGAUCUGUGCGGGUCUUGCCUGAAAAAAUGCCAACAGGCCCGAGAGAAGCUGAACAAAAUCAAGAGCCUAGUCCCAGUGACACCGAAAAAGGCUGCCUUCACCAAUUUAAUCGCGCCCAACUCCACGGCCAAGGAGUCCCAGGAAGAAUGGAGGUGACCUUGUACCCUGACCCUGAGGCAGAAAGGGAACAGGGAGGGAGGAAAGAUGGCAAUGGGCUGCUUCCACAGAAAACUGAGAGGUUGCCCCAUGACUGCAAUAGUGCUUUCAGCUAAGCCC
This is a messenger RNA of Myotis davidii, 1316 nucleotides long. It is a transcript of the gene LRRC18, whose product is annotated as leucine rich repeat containing 18. Gene Ontology annotation, molecular function: protein binding. Bases 429 to 1196 code for a protein of 255 amino acids. Lineage: Eukaryota; Metazoa; Chordata; Mammalia; Chiroptera; Vespertilionidae. The transcript has a single exon. The record is from RefSeq and is a predicted model, not a curated record.